Molecule: messenger RNA, 1351 nt
Organism: Cyprinodon variegatus (sheepshead minnow)
Lineage: Eukaryota; Metazoa; Chordata; Actinopteri; Cyprinodontiformes; Cyprinodontidae
Gene: pcgf3
Product: polycomb group ring finger 3
Exons: 9
Coding region: 104-853 (249 amino acids)
Biological process (GO): regulation of transcription by RNA polymerase II
Cellular component (GO): PRC1 complex
Source: RefSeq, a predicted model, not a curated record
GUUUCCAGGCUUUGAUGAGAGGCUCUCCAUGAUGAGCAGCUAACGCCGUCAGCCGCACAACUGCAGGAAGAGACGUGGCUGCUGCUCCAUCCACAGUCGACGCAUGGCGGUAUUAGGGAACCCCGACAUGCUGACGAGGAAGAUAAAGCUGUGUCACAUCAACGCCCACAUCACAUGUCGUCUGUGUGAGGGCUACCUGAUCGACGCCACCACCGUCACAGAGUGCUUACACACCUUCUGCAGAAGCUGCCUUGUAAAGUAUCUGGAGGAGAACAACACGUGCCCCACGUGUAGGAUUGUUAUUCAUCAGAGCCAUCCACUGCAGUACAUCGGCCAUGACAGAACAAUGCAAGACAUCGUUUACAAGCUGGUACCGGGACUUCAAGAGGCGGAGAUAAAGAAGCAGAGGGAAUUCUAUCAGAAGUUGGGCAUGGAGGUGCCUGGGGACAUUAAAGGAGAGCUGUGCAACAUGAAGACUCAUCUAGAUCAGCGCAACGGUGAAAUAAAAUCAGAAGACACAGCAAACAAGGAGGCCGGGGAGGAGAAACCAGAGGAGGACAACGACUAUCACCGUAGCGACGAGCAGGUCAGCAUCUGCCUGGAGUGCAACAGCAGCAAGCUGCGAGGUCUGAAGCGUAAAUGGAUCCGCUGCUCGGCACAAGCCACCGUCCUCCACCUCAAAAAGUUCAUCGCCAAAAAGCUAAACUUGACAUCGUUUAACGAGCUGGAUAUUUUAUGCAACGAGGAAAUCCUGGGGAAGGACCACACUUUGAAAUUUGUUGUUGUGACGAGAUGGAGAUUUAAGAAAUCUCCACUCCUGCUCCAUUACAGACCGAAGAUGGACCUGCUGUAGCUACAAAGGACACAAUGGUUGUUUUAUUUGGAUUUCUUUGGUCGGAUGAUUUGCCGCAGACUUUGGUGAAACUUUUUUUUUUUAAUUCUUUUCUUUUUUUUAAUUAUUAUUUAUGCAAAGACGAUCAACCAACACCAAGCAAAACCCCUGACUUCAACAAAAGCCAGCAGUUUGACAUCUAAUGAGACAAAAACUGGCACAGGACCUGAAACGCCGGCUUUACGAACUAAAACAACCUCCUUCUGUUUUUUUUUUUUUUUUUUUUUUAGAAUGAUAAAUCCUACAUAUGUGAACAAAAAGAAAAAAUGGGAAAAAAAAGGAGAGAGAGCAUAUAUUUAUACUUUUGUACAGAAAAGACACAAAGCAAGACACUACUGGUGCUCAGUUUACACACACAAGAUGUCGGGAGUCAUCUGAACAUGUUUCCACCCUUAUCCCCCUCAGACAAUGACUGACAGGAGAGGAAGGUUACAUAUAUAUAUAUAUAUAUAUAUAUAU